AUGAGACCAAUCAAGUUAAUGGGACACGAGCGUUCUUUAACGCAAGUGAAAUACAACAGAGAAGGUGACUUGCUAUUUUCUGUUGCAAAAGAUAAUGCUGCAUCAAUCUGGUACUCAUCAAACGGUGAAAGAUUAGGAACCUUGGAAGGACAUCAGGGUGUAAUCUGGUCGAUUGAUGUUGAUCCAGAGACAGAUUUAUGUGCUACAGGUGGAGGUGAUUUGGCAAUAAAAUUGUGGAAGGUUGAAACCGGAGAAUGCAUUUAUACAUGGAACAGUCCUUCACCCGUGAGAAGAGUUGCCUUUUCACCUGAUGGGUCAAAAUUGUUGGCGAUUGCUGAUCAAGUAAUGGGUCAUAUUGGUACGAUAAAGGUGUAUGAUAUAAAUCAUGAUCCAAAUACUUUGACGCAGCAGAGCGAAACCCCAUCUUUGGUUAUUGAGAGGGAGGAAGGUGGGUCCAAGGCCACUGUUGCUGGAUGGUCUGCUGAUGGAAAAUACAUAAUAGCUGGACACGAUGACGGGUUUGUAUCAAAAUAUGACGCUGAAACCGGUGAGUUGAUAAAGAGAAUUCAAGCACAUGGUAUACAUAAUGAGGAAAAGAUAGUGAGUGUGACUGAUAUUCAAUUUGCACCAGAGGAUAGAUCAUACUUUAUAACUUCAUCAAAGGACAAGUGUGCCACUUUAAUUGAUGUCGACACAUUUGAAAUAUUGAAGGUUUAUAAAGCUGACGCUCCAAUGAACACAGCAGCUAUCACGCCGUUGAAAGACUUUGUUAUUUUGGGUGGUGGUCAAGAAGCAAGAAAUGUCACUACCACCGCCGAGUCUCAGGGUAAGUUUGAGGCCAGAUUCUAUCAUAAAAUCUUUGAGGAAGAGAUUGGGCGUGUCAAGGGACAUUUCGGUCCAUUGAACACCGUUGCCGUACACCCAGAUGGAACAGGAUACAGUAGUGGAGGAGAGGAUGGUUUUGUCAGAGUCCACUCGUUUGACAAAUCAUACAUUGAUUUCCUCUUUGAUGCUGAAAGAACCGAGAAAGCAGCUGCAGCUGGAACCAUCUAG
This is a messenger RNA of Lodderomyces margitis, 1053 nucleotides long. It is a transcript of the gene TIF34, whose product is annotated as translation initiation factor eIF3 subunit i. Bases 1 to 1053 code for a protein of 350 amino acids. Gene Ontology annotation, molecular function: protein binding; translation initiation factor activity; RNA binding. The transcript has a single exon. NCBI's taxonomy places the organism in Eukaryota, Fungi, Ascomycota, Pichiomycetes, Serinales, Debaryomycetaceae. The record is from RefSeq and is a predicted model, not a curated record. Gene Ontology annotation, biological process: cytoplasmic translational initiation. Gene Ontology annotation, cellular component: cytoplasm; eukaryotic translation initiation factor 3 complex, eIF3m.